Fulvia fulva is the source of this 450-nucleotide messenger RNA. RefSeq lists its product as uncharacterized. The coding region runs from base 1 to 450 and encodes 149 amino acids. Lineage: Eukaryota; Fungi; Ascomycota; Dothideomycetes; Mycosphaerellales; Mycosphaerellaceae. The transcript is spliced from 2 exons. The record is from RefSeq and is a predicted model, not a curated record.
AUGCAGUUCAAGCAGAUCGCCGCCAUUGUUGCCUCCUGCGUCGCUCUUGGCAAUGCAGUGGCAUUUCAAGAACCUGCAGCCGAUCAGGGCCUUGCUCUCGAGUUGGCAGCACCGAACAAUAUCUUGGCUCGCAGCCUCGAUCAACAAGUCAAGCAAGUCCGAAGACUGCAGGCUCGCGCCGAUCAAGCCGAAGAGGCCGCUGAUCGGCUCCAGACCCGCGAGGCAGAAGAUGCUGCCAUCGAAGCUCGUCAAGAGCACUUGGACCACGCCAAGCUCGUACGCCGGGCACUGAUGAGUAACUUGGGCUAUCACAACAACUUUGACGGUCUUGACUUGGAAGUUCGUGGCAUUCAUGGUCUGAAACUCGGUAGCCGACAACAAGUCAACGGCAACCAGAACGACCAGGGCCCCCCAUCCCAACGCCCUCGCUACGGGACCAACGGCCACUGA